UUCCGUGACACUGCACAUGUUUACGGGAGCAUCCCGCCGGUAGAAGCAUGGACUGGAAAAGGUUCCCGGCGGAAUGGAUUUUAAUCCUGGAUCAGGAGUUGUCAGACGUGCCGCCUCUGCUUCUUGCGGGUAAAUUUUGUUUAGGUCAGGGUAACUGAUUGUUGGAAGAUUGCGGCAUAGCUUCACUGUCAAAUUCGACUUUGUAUACAUGACAAUGCGAGUAACAUUUAGCGAAUGUAAACUGAAAGAAUUUUAAUCCGAUAUAAAUUUGCUCCAUGCCACGUUUUCAUCUACGUAUGAAUUUAAGGGAACGGCUAGGAAAACAAACAGGCCGAAUAUAGAAAGAUCAGUAGCCGGUUGAAAGAAGGGGCUGAACCACGAAUUAAAACAGUCUGUUGAGUUCAGUCACAUGCGCUCGGCGGACGCUUUUCACGUGUGAUACCGUAGCUUUCCUUUUGUGUGUGCGCUAUAGUUGUAGAUCGUUCGUUUGUGAUAAUAAAUAAAUAAAUUUUAAAAAACAGUGUAAAAACAAGAAUAGCUUACUAGUUAAAAUGGCAUUAGUACCGGAUGCUUUUGGCUAUCUAGCAAGCUAGCUAGUAAUUCUAGACAACUAGGUCAAUCGGCUACAUUCUCUCGCAUAAUUUCCAUAGCCAUCGACGUUUUCGGCUGCCAAUAACAAGCUACCUUAAACUGACGGUAUGCAUUCAAGGCGUUUGGCGAAGCGUUCUGUCCUCGGGAGUCGCGUCUGUGCACCAAGCGUGGCGGGGGACGGAGUGCUUCUCCCAGGGGUGGUCCAAGCUGUCAAACAAGAAAACAAUGAUGCAUCGACGGGACUUCGACGAAAUGUUUACACUGUGCUGAUGCAAGACGGCAGUUUAAUAGAAUAUUCAGAAGACGAGAUCGUCGUGUGUCCCGCUCAGAUGACUGCAAAAGGACCGCUCAAGUCCAAUUUAAAGACUUCUUGCAACGGCCGUGACAUACCCAGUCUGGCCUUGCCAAUGGAAACCCAAAAAGAUGAGUCAGACACUCUCACAGCAAAACCUGUUGAAAAUCCACAAGAGUCUGACACCAAAUGCACCGGACGAGCCUUGGACCCAGAGAAGGAACAUGCUCGGUCAGUAUGCCUCCUGGAACAGAAACGCAAAGUUGUCUCCUCCAGCAUAGAUGUCCCACAGGCCAGGAAGUCAGACGAUGAAGUAGACAUGGACAAAGUGACGGCUGCCAUGGUGCUGACUAGCCUCUCCACCAGCCCCCUGGUCCGAAGCCCACCCGUCAAAGUCAGUGUGCCUAAUUUUCCAGCAGAGGGGUCGAAUGGCUCCUGGAAGGACGGGGGGGUCACUCCUUCCAGCCACAGCAGCAGUGGGUACUGGAGCUGGAGUGCGCCCAGCGACCAGUCCAACCCCUCCACGCCCUCCCCGCCCCUCUCCGCCGACAGCUUCAAGCCCUUCCGCAUGCCCAGCGGGCCUGGUCAGACCGAUGAUGUCAUCGACGAGCCAGACGGGAGCAGCCUGCUGUUCGAUGAGCCCAUCCCCCGCAAGCGCAAGAACUCCAUGAAGGUGAUGUUCAAGUGUCUGUGGAAGAACUGUGGGAAGGUUCUGAGCUCAGCAGCUGGGAUCCAGAAGCACAUUCGAACUGUGCACCUGGGGCGGAACUGUGAUUCAGAGUGCAGUGAUGGAGAGGAAGACUUCUACUACACGGAGAUCAAGCUCAACACCGACCCAACGGCCGAGGGCCCGAACGGCCCGCCCCCCUCCGCACCCGCCCCCGCGCCGUCCCAUCCCCCCAGCUCCGAGCCGGGACGUCCCGACGGCGGCGCCAAGAGCGAGAGCAGGCUCAGCACCCCCCUCAGUCGCUCGGCCCCCAGCGCCCUCUACCUCGUACACAGCGACCACGCCUACCAGGCCACGGCCCCCGUCACCAUCCCCAGCUCCAGCUCCGCCAGCUUCACCCCCAACCGCAGUGCCAGCUUCAGUGUGUCCUGGCAGUCCCCGCCCGUCACCUUCACCGGCAGCUCUGCAUCUCCCACCCACGGCUCUGGUGAGCAGCGUCCAGCAGCCUGCACCGUCCUGUCAUCCCCCCCGCGGGCAACUGGCUCGCUCAGGAAAUCACGAGGAGAGGGGAAGAAGUGCCGCAAGGUCUAUGGCAUGGAGAACAGGGACAUGUGGUGUACGGCCUGCCGCUGGAAGAAGGCCUGCCAGAGAUUUGUGGACUGAGGCAGAGGGGGCGGGGCGCUGGUGCCAUGGAGACAAGGGCGGUCGUUCAGCCGCUGAAUGCAAAGACCGUCCUUCACUCUCACCCCACUUGCCCGGACAGGGGGCAGAACUUCCUGUGGACUUCCAGUGAAAAAGGAAUGCCACCCACUCUCUGUGUUGAGGCAGCUAAUCUUCCCUGUAUUGCAGUCAGCCUGUCAUCUCCAUCUGUUUCUGACGCUGGGCCCAAAAAUAUUUUUCGCUUGUCAGGCAGAUAGCAAUCAGAAGAGCUCUUAACUUCUGUACGUGUCAUAACAUCUUUAUGAAGGACAAUGGCUUCUUGUAGGCUUCUUGAAGACAGAAAAAACAGAUAGAAAAUAUUUUGUGGGUGAUACUACCAUUUAACAACCUGAUUGGCUUUCCUUCUUGACAGUGCUUGGAGAACUAUAGAAGUGGACCUAUGAGAACUCAUGUGACUCCACCAAUAGUGUGGUAGUAUUGGAGCACACGUGGGUGGGAAAGCAGUGGAAUGCUCUCUUCGUGGGCCAGUAGAGCAAUGGAAAAUAAAACUAAAAUCACGACAGUUAGCUAUUGAUAACUCCCCCCAACAUCAAACAAUUUCACAAAAAAAGUUUUAUAUGUCCUUUUCUAUAUGUGUGUUAAUGAAGAACCUUGUUUAAAUCAGGGAUCAACUCGAAAAUCCAAAACCAGCAGCUAUGUUUAUACAGUUUAAUCAAAAAGAGUCACAGGUUUGUUACAACCAAAAAAAGUAUUCUCUCUUGUGUAAAUGUAUAACUUUUACUCACUUUUUUGCUAUAAUUAUUAUUAGUAUUGUUAUUACUGUAUUAUUAUUGCUUAAAAGCAAUGAGCGUGGAAAGAAAUACAAAAUAUUUUACGGGCAGCUGUCUGUAAAAUGGGCCAAACUUGUAACAUGCAGGGAAUGUCUCUGUGGUCCUCCUGACGAUUCUGGAUUUGCAUGUUGUUAUUUGUUUUGUUAUUCUGUGACUCAUUUGAAUCUUACAAAAGUUUAUAACCACACCUGUAAAACAACAUUUGGGCGAAUUCUUUUUAUUUGUGUAGCAUCCUGUACAGUAUUCUUAAGGCAAGCUCUGGAUAUGUCCACAAGGAUAUAAUUUUUAAAAACCUCGCAAGAUUACCUGCACAGAUAACUGUUGACUAGAAGGCACAUAAUAUUGUGUGAAAAGAAGAGUACUGUUAUAAACUAGAAAUUGAUUUCUGGUUCAAAAAUGAGUUUCUACUUUAUUGCUAGGAUUUCACUUUUUUUUUUAAAAGACAAGAAAAAAACAUGCAUAUUUUAAUGCGCCCUUUUAAUUUGUCAGAAUGACUCAUUUGUUCAGCACCUGAUAAUUUAGAGUUGUCAGCACUUGAUUAUAUAGCGAGACUUUGGAAAUGGCCAUUAUUUUGGUAAAGUAGCAAUUCUAGCAAACCUCCAGGGGAAAGGUUGCCUACACCUUUACUGAAGGUUUCCCCUUGUGAGAGGGAAAAAAGGGACACUCAGCUUUAGGAAAGGCCAAUGCUUACAGUCGAAGAACAAAUUCUGGAGAGAAAAUAAAAGAGUCUUAACUCCUCGACACUGUUCAAUGCAAAGAAAAGAACUCCAUAUAUAAACCCUGCAUAUGGCAGAUAGUGGUGCUCUGCACUUGGAGAACCCCACAGGAACUCCCAUCUUUUACAGUGCAGCCAUUUUCAUGGCAACAAGCGGUUUUACAUUCUGGGUGAAAUGGACAGGAUUUCAAACAGAGGAGCAGUUGUCCUUUACAGAAGAUGAUCGCAGUCACAUUUUUUUUUUUUGUGAAGUGUGAUCUCAAAUUCAUUGGCGAUCAACACACAAAAGGGGCUUUGUCAAUGUGCUUGUUCUGCCUUCCAGUUGUGGAGUCUCUUUAAAAUAAGUAUUUCUAAAAAUAUAUGGAAGCAGAUGAAGUUCAUUGCUAGAGAAUAGAGCAGUGUUGCCUCAUCUGUGAUCUUUGUACCACUCCUCCCAAAGUACUUUAGACAGGAGUAAAGGAAGCAAGUAUCAGGUCUCUGAAUUAUGGCAUUGUAGUCCUUCACACUUUGUUUUACUCCAGACCAACACCAGCUUAUAAACUAUCUAACUUGCUCCAUAUGAUGGCUUUUUCCUGCACUUUACUGUCAUUUUUAUGCAAAGAUUUUUUUCUUUUUCUCGAGUCAAAUCAGAUGUGAUCUUUGGUUUCUUGUUAAAGUAAAUGUUUGGAAACUUGUCCAAAAAAGUGGAAAAAUGUUUUUUUUAACAAGCUGUUUUAGCUUACUCGGUGCCACUUUUGAUUGUUUCUUAGAAUGCAGUAUUAAGGAACAUGCCUCUGUGCUUUAUACACUUUUUAAAGAUGAUAUUGUCAAACAGUUUAAGUAGAAGUUAGAUUCGUCAACCCCUCCGGAUAAAACAUUAGGUUGUAAAAUACCUGAAAAUUGGCAUUGUAUUUUGUGAACAUUAUGAACUCCAACUUUGUAAUCUAUUAUUUGGCAAACAUUUACUUGUUGUUUUUUUGUUGUCAUGAAAAUUCCACAGCAUAUUUGGUGAGUUUGUGUCCUGUAUUGUUGCGUUAAGAUCUCUACAUGUUUUUAGAGGGCUUGGAACCUUUGUUGUAAUAGACCCACUUGAUGUACUGCCACGCCUGGUGCUGAGGGCUGGGGUUCUUUUGUCCUGUAAUUUGGAGGGAAACUGCCUGUGUGUGUCAGCGCGUGUGAGGCAGACCCCGGUGCUCCAGAGGAUUCCUGAGAGAACAUUCCAGUCAAGGACUGCAGACGGCGAUACGAUGCAGAAACGGCUCUAAAAUGAUAACACUGAUCAACAGGAACAAUUCUGUCCCCGCAUAUUCCUAAUCUUAAGCUUUUUGCGUCGGCGUACCGCAAUCAGCACGGUAGACUAAGAAACGUAACCGGUACAUGAGAUGUUCACAGUAUUCCCGUGGCAAAGAAGAGUUAUUUCGUACACACACGUCCCUGGUGCUGAGCAGGGUGCUGGACAGUGGUGCUGAGCCGUUCAGCAUCCUCAGCCGUGUAGGUCAUACUGAUUUUAUUUUAUAUUUCUUCCAAAGUGUCUAAUGUAUCAUUCUGUAAUUUCUUUGAAACAUGGCAAAUAAAAAGGUGAACUUUGUCCAUAUGAAACUGAAGCAUAAA
This is a messenger RNA of Anguilla anguilla (European eel), 5345 nucleotides long. Its product is annotated as zinc finger protein 704-like. The transcript is spliced from 9 exons. Gene Ontology annotation, molecular function: RNA polymerase II cis-regulatory region sequence-specific DNA binding; DNA-binding transcription factor activity. The record is from RefSeq and is a predicted model, not a curated record. NCBI's taxonomy places the organism in Eukaryota, Metazoa, Chordata, Actinopteri, Anguilliformes, Anguillidae. Bases 699 to 2213 code for a protein of 504 amino acids. Gene Ontology annotation, biological process: regulation of transcription by RNA polymerase II. Gene Ontology annotation, cellular component: nucleus.